Molecule: messenger RNA, 3810 nt
Organism: Pistacia vera
Lineage: Eukaryota; Viridiplantae; Streptophyta; Magnoliopsida; Sapindales; Anacardiaceae
Product: AP3-complex subunit beta-A
Exons: 12
Coding region: 169-3576 (1135 amino acids)
Biological process (GO): vesicle-mediated transport; intracellular protein transport
Cellular component (GO): membrane coat; AP-3 adaptor complex
Source: RefSeq, a predicted model, not a curated record
UCAAUUCUUUCCCUAACCAAAGCCCGGCUUUCAAGCCUACCAAACACUUCUCAUCUCCAGCUUCUGGUGCAAACUUUUCACAGUUCACAAUUCAGUCCAUCUUCAAGAGAAACCAGCAGACUUCUAUCAGCCGAUCAGAAUUGUAAGAUAGAAGUAAAUUAUUAAACAAUGUUUCCUCAUUUUGGCGCCACAUCAGACACGUUAAGUAAGGCAUCGACAAUGGUGUUCCGGAUCGGUACGGACGCUCACUUGUACGACGAUCCGGAAGACGUUAACAUCGCGCCUCUACUUGACAGCAGAUUUGAUUCAGAGAAGUGCGAGGCUCUUAAGCGACUUCUCGCGCUCAUUGCUCAGGGCUUCGAUGUCUCCAACUUCUUCCCUCAGGUUGUUAAAAAUGUGGCGUCUCAGUCAUUAGAAGUAAAGAAGCUGGUUUACUUGUACCUCUUGCAUUAUGCUGAAAAGCGUCCAAAUGAAGCAUUGUUAUCUAUCAAUUGUUUCCAAAAGGAUUUGGGGGAUCCGAAUCCAUUAGUAAGGGCAUGGGCUCUUCGUACCAUGGCUGGAAUCCGUUUACAUGUAAUUGCAUCUCUUGUUCUGGUGGCUGUGGGCAAGUGUGCUAGAGAUCCAUCUGUUUAUGUCAGAAAAUGUGCUGCCAAUGCUCUUCCCAAAUUGCAUGAUUUGCACCUUGAGGAACAUACUUCUGCAAUUGAAGAGAUUAUUGGAAUUUUAUUAAAUGAUCAUUCCCCUGGAGUGGUUGGAGCUGCUGCCUCUGCCUUUGCUUCUGUUUGUCCCGACAAUUUUUCUUUGAUUGGCAGAAAUUAUAGAAAAUUAUGUCAUAUACUUCCUGAUGUGGAAGAGUGGGGUCAAAUAAUCUUGAUUGGGAUCCUUCUCCAUUAUGUAAUAGCAAGGCAUGGGCUUGUAAAAGAAUCAAUUAUGUUUUCUUUGCAUGGUAAGGAGAAAUCUCACUCUGAAAAGGAUGAUUCAGAUGGAAACUUUGCAUUAGACGAUAGUGGUGACAUAAGUAUGGUAAAUGUCUCUGAAUUAGCAAAUGUGGUCUCAAGGUCAUAUAUUGAAGGACUGGAUGAAUACAUAACAAGGUCAAGUUACAGCAACAGGGUUUCCUCCGAUGUGAAUGGUACACAAUUUACAUCUGGCAAGAGUAAUGAUGAUGUGAAGAUUCUACUCCAGUGCACAUCACCAUUGCUAUGGAGUCACAAUAGUGCUGUGGUGCUCGCAGCAGCUGGCAUACACUGGAUUAUGGCUCCAAGGGAGGAUGUCAAAAGAAUUGUUAAGCCACUCUUGUUUGUUCUGAGAUCAUCUAAUGCCUCGAAAUAUGUGGUCCUCUGUAAUAUUCAAGUGUUUUCUAAAGCAAUGCCUAACCUCUUUGUGCCACACUAUGAAGACUUCUUCGUAUGUUCUUCUGAUUCAUAUCAAGUUAAGGCGUUGAAACUUGAGAUUCUGUCUUCUAUUGUUACAGAGUCAUCCAUUACAUCCAUUUUUAAAGAGUUUCAGGAUUAUAUUAGAGAUCCAGACAGAAGAUUUGCUGCUGAUACUGUUGCAGCUAUAGGCUUAUGUGCACGACGACUUCCAAAAAUGGCAAACACAUGUGGGGAAAGGCUUUUAGCUCUAACUAGAAAGGAAUUUUUGUCUAGUGAUGGUGGGUCUGCAAAUGAAGACGCAAGUGUUUUAAUUCAAGCAAUCAUGUCCAUUAAAUCAAUCAUAAAGCAAGAUCCAGCCUCUCAUGAGACGGUUAUUAUUCAGUUGGUCCAUAGAUUGGAUUCAAUCAAGGUUCCUGCAGCACGUGCUAUGGUUAUUUGGAUGGUGGGAGAGUACAGUUCUCUAGGGGAGAUAAUUCCAAAGAUGGUAGCCACAGUCUUUAAGUAUCUUGCUUGGUGCUUUACAAGAGAGGCACUGGAAACAAAGCUUCAGAUUCUCAAUACUUCUAUUAAGGUCCUAUCAUGUGCUAAAGGUGAAGAUUUGUGGACAUUUAAAAGACUUUCCAGCUAUCUGAUUGAAUUGGCUGAGUGUGACCUGAACUAUGAUGUUCGUGACCGAGCUCGUUUCUUUAAGAAAAUUUUUUCACACAAUUUUGGCUCUCAAGGGCUGGAGGAGGAAACAAAUUCUCUUCCCCAAAUGAAAGACCUUUCACAUGUACUCGCUGAAUGCUUUUUUAGGAAACAAACAAAAGCAGCAGCAUCUGAACCAAUUAAUGACCGAUUUUAUCUCCCUGGAUCUCUUUCCCAAAUAGUUCUUCAUGCAGCUCCAGGGUAUGAACCUCUUCCAAAACCCUGUAGUUUGCCCGGUGAUGAGCUCAUUCACUUCUCAAACUCAAAUAAGGGGACAACUGCAUUAGGGGAGGAACUCACUUACAGCAACUCCAGUGGGACUGAUGAUCCUGACACAUCUGGAUCUUUGGAUGAGGAAAGUGCUUCAAAUUAUGAUUCUCAGCAAUCUGUUACUGGCUCAAGUGAUAGUGGUGGCAAUGAUGAUUCUGCUAGUGAAGGCAAUUUCAACAUUGAUCCGUUAAUUCAGAUUUCAGAUGUAGGGAAUGCUAGUAAUAAUCAGAAUGGAGCUUCUCAGUCUGACUCUACUGACUUGGGAGACUUGAUGUCGAAGAGAGUUCUGGAAUCAUGGUUGGAUGAGCAACCUGGUUCAUCAAAUCCAAGCACAUCUGUACAAAGUCAAGUUCGCAGAUCAUCUGCAAGAAUCUCUAUUGGAAAUAUUGGGCGUCAAGUUAAAGCUAAAAGCCAUACUCUCUUAGACCCAGCAAAUGGAAAUGGCUUGAAGGUGGAUUAUUCAUUUUCAUCUGAAAUUUCAACCAUAUCCCCUUUACUUGUAUGUCUAGAAGUUUUCUUCCAGAAUUGUUCUUCUGAGUCCAUGUUGGACAUAACGUUAGUGGGCGACGAAUCUAACAAAGCCUUUGAUUCUGCUGACCAAGCAUUGGCUAUGGCUGAAAGUGAUGUGCCAACGUUAGUUCCUAUGGAGAAGAUUACCUCUCUGGAACCUGGUCAGAUAAGAAACAGGAUUCUCCAGGUUCGCUUCCAUCAUCAUCUAUUGCCUCUGAAGCUGACAUUAAGUUGUAAUGGCAAGAAGCUUCCUGUUAAGUUGUGGCCUGACAUCGGAUAUUUCAUAAAACCCCUACCAAUGGAUAUGGAAACCUCCAUAGACAAGGAAUCUCGUCUCCCAGGGAUGUUUGAGUACACUAGGAGCUGCACCUUCACUGACCACAUCGGAGAGCUGAGCAAGGACAAGAGUGAGAGUUUAUUAGUGAAAGAUAAAUUUCUUGUAAUAUGUGAGAGCCUCGCAUUAAAGAUGCUCAGCAAUGCAAAUGUUGUUCUUGUAUCUGUCGAUAUGCCAGUUGCUGCCGACCUGGACGAUGCAUCAGGUUUGCGCUUGCGGUUUAGCAGUGAGAUCUUGAGCACUUCAAUUACUUGCUUAAUUACCAUUACUGUUGAAGGAAAAUGUUCUGAACCACUGAAUGUAUCUGUUAAAGUCAACUGUGAAGAAACCGUAUUUGGCUUAAAUCUCUUGAACAGAAUUGUGAAUUUCUUAGCUGAGCCCUCUUCAAAUCAUUUGUAACUGGCAAUAAGUGUGAGCACUGGGGGAUUAUCAAUCAUCCUGAUUGAAAGCAAACAAAUCAAAACUUGAAUGUAUUAUUGGUGUCAUGAUUUUAAAAGCUCGAUUGCGUCUGUUAAUUUGUGGCAGCUGUUCUGACCAUUCCAGAUGUUUUUAAUGUGUUUAACGCACAUGAUCUUAGCAGCACUGUAAUUGUAAUGUUAUUCGGAAUUUCUCAAAGCAUCGUUGUUUUUCGGU